CUUAGUACGAUGGAAAACUAAAAUAAGGACAAAUCAAUACUAUAGCUGUGGUCAAUUGAAGUACAGUUACACAAAUCAAACUGAAAGACAGUAUAGUGAGUAUCAAUCAUUGUGUUUGAAGAUCUGCAAUGGCUGAGUCACAGGCACCCCAUAUAGCCAUUAUUGGAGCUGGCAUUUUUGUUAAGACUCAAUAUAUACCAAGAUUAGCUGAAAUUCCUAAUCUCUUUGUACUUAGUGCCAUUUGGAGUCGCAGUGAGGAAUCUGCCAGAAGUGCUGUUGAAGUAGCACAAAAGCAUUUCCCAAAUGUGGUGUGUAAGUGGGGAGAUGCUGGGCUCGAGGAGAUCAUUAAAGAUAGUUCCAUUACAGGUGUUGCUGUGGUUCUUGCUGGGCAAGCCAUGGUGGAUAUGUCAUUGAGGCUGCUCAAGGCAGGGAAGCAUGUCCUUCAAGAGAAACCAGCUGCCGAAACUGUGGAAGAGGCAGAAAAAGCAUUGGCUCACUAUAGUUCUCUUAGCGCCACAUUAACUCACCAACCAAUUUGGGCAGUUGCAGAAAAUUAUCGCUUCGAACCUGCCAUCAUUGAGAGCAAGAAGCUAAUUUCUGAAAUUGGAGAGAUGAUCAAUAUCCAAGUAAUCAUUGAAGGAUCAAUGAACAGCUCAAAUCCUUACUUCGCCAGUUCCUGGAGACGCCAGUUUGUUGGCGGUUUCAUUCUAGACAUGGGCGUACAUUUUGUAGCUGGACUAAGGAUGCUUGUUGGAUGUGAGAUUUCAUCAUUGUCAUCCAUGAAUUCUCAUGUGGAUAAGACUUUGCCUCCUCCAGAUAACAUCUCGUCGAUCUUUCAACUGGAGAAUGGGUGUUCAGGAGUUUUUGUGAUGGUGGUGAAUUCGAAGUCACCAAAGAUAAUGUGGCGAGUUGUGGGUUUGAACGGAGUGCUGCAAGUUGAGCGUGGUAUCAAGGAUGGACAGCAUGGGUACUCGGUUUCCCUAAAUAUGGCUGACGGUCAAAGCAAGAGCUUCUUUUAUCAGUUUAGCGGGGUCACUGAUGAACUGAAAACAUUUUUAUCAGAUGUAUCGACGGCCAACCUGAAGAAGGACCAAAGUUCCCACAUCGAUCCUCGUCUCUCAUUUGCUGAAAGUGCUCGUGAUGUUGCUGUUUUGGAAGCGAUGCUCGAAUCAGGGAAGCGACAAGGAGCUCUGGUCCAAGUAAAAAAGUUCUAGCUUUGUGCAGACCUUACCAUAGCUCGGAUACUCCACUUUCUUCUGUGAGCUACAUCUUGGUUGGUUUCAUCGUCUCGUUGUCUAUAAACUCGACAAUUUCUUGGUCAGAGCCAUUGUAGUAUUUCUGAUCCUAUUAUGAAAGUUGGAAAACAUGUUCAUUAAGAAACUUUAGUGUGGUUUUAUAAGGAAGACUAUGUAAACAGAUGUACAAUUUGGGAUGGAGUUUUAGUGCACCUAAACUUAAUUGGAGUUGAAUAAAAGUGAUGAAAAAGUACAUGUUGCAA
This is a messenger RNA of Capsicum annuum, 1498 nucleotides long. RefSeq names its product dTDP-3,4-didehydro-2,6-dideoxy-alpha-D-glucose 3-reductase. The record is from RefSeq and is a predicted model, not a curated record. The transcript is spliced from 12 exons. Gene Ontology annotation, biological process: NADPH regeneration. Gene Ontology annotation, cellular component: cytoplasm. The coding region runs from base 129 to 1214 and encodes 361 amino acids. NCBI's taxonomy places the organism in Eukaryota, Viridiplantae, Streptophyta, Magnoliopsida, Solanales, Solanaceae. Gene Ontology annotation, molecular function: oxidoreductase activity; nucleotide binding.